UCACCAUCCGGUUAACUUGACCGCGAUCUCAGCUGUCGGAGCGGAGCGGCAGAGCGGAGGGGCUCCGGUCGUUGUCCAAUGCUGGGGAGCCGGGAAACAGGAACCGCGGGCGGCGGCGGGGAGGCGGCGGCCGGGUCGUCGGGGCCGCCGAGCGGAGCACACCGCCGGGAGGAGGCGCAGCCCGGCCGCGCAGGGUGUCGUCUCACCGGCCUGGUGAACUGGAGGCAGAGACCGUGCAGGACUACAGCCCUGUGUGCUGCAGCCAACGCGGCGCUCUGGUUUGUGGCCUUCAGCUCUCUCCGAGCCUACAGCCUCCUGGCCGUGCUGCUGGCUCUGCUGGUCGUCACGGUGACCGCCGGAGACAUCGCUCGGUCCAGAUCCACAGGAGCUCACUUAUGGCGCAGCAUGACUGCAAGCUGGGAGAUCAUUGACUCAGGCCAGGAUAGCCGGUCUGGGACUGGACCUCAGCUCAGUGACUCCCUUAAACUCUUCCUCCAGGAGACGUCAGCUUUCAAACAGCAAAACCCGGGCAAGUUUUGCCUGCUGGUUUGCAGUUUGUGCACCUUCUUUGCUGUCUUAGGACGCUACAUUCCAGGGAUCGUUAUCUCAUAUAUUCUAGUUCUGGGAGUUUUCCUAUGGCCUCUGAUUUCAUCCCACGAGGUUGGUUUGUGGCUGGAGCCAGUUCUGCAGAAGCUGGACUUCGGCAUCGGGGAGUUCCUUCAAAAAAUCAAAGAAAACCAUGAGAAGAGAAUGAUGCAGGCUCAGACUGAGAAAGAGGGCAUCGAGUCAGACCUCUCUUCAAUGUUUCCCAAGCUCGACUCCACAGUGUGUAAGGAAAUGUCUGUAUCGGACACAGAGGUGUCUGAUGUGACGUGGACGGACAACGGUACUUUCAACCUGUCAGAAGGACACACACCGCAGACUGAGAACUCGGAGGACCUCGACAGAGAAGAAGCGUUCACCGGCGGCCUUCCAGAAUUCCCCUCACUUGACAACGGCGCAACGACCAAUGGCGACGACGACGAUGACCUCAGCCUCGGCCUUCCCUCACCUCAACCUCAGCCCCAGAAGUCAAUCAAAUCCAAGCAUACACCCUCCCUUUACAAAGACCAACCCACUGACAAAGCCCUCGAGUUAGUCAACCAGAUGGCGGGCGAUGUCAUCGCUGCCGCUGUCACAGCUGCCAUCCAGGAGAGGAUAGAAGCAGCGGUCGGCCUCACGGCGUUGAGCGAAGACUUGGAGCGGUCAAGACUUCCAGAAUCCUCCAGGCUGCUGGAGCUGGCCGAGGAGUCGGACAGCGAGGUGGAGGACUUUGAGCUGCUGGACCAGUCGGAGCUGGAGCAACUGGAGGGGGAGCUGGGGCUCGGGGAAAAGAAGGUCCAGGCCAAAGAGGAGGCCAAGAGUGACCAGCCGGCCUCUUCUGGAUUCUUCUCCAAACUCCUGAGACGCCACUGAUUUGUGAAAAGUAUAGCUGGCAAGGGAAGAGGACUGGUUACAGAGGACAUGUGGAGGGGAGAUAGGGGUGUUCUGGUCACGGAGGACUGUUGGGGGUUGGGAGUAAACCAUUUUUCCAUUUAUCUUUCUCCUGUAGAGCUAAUAACAUCAACAUUUCAAGACUGGUCAGUUUGUCAAAUAUGGAGGUUGAAGUGACAUCACGUAAAUUUAGAAUCAUCCCAGCCUAAUGCCGAGAUCAGAGCGCACAAUGUCAAACCAGAUAAUGGCCCGACCUGACAGAGGUGGGAACGUAAAUGAGCGUUGGGUUCCACUGUUGCUUGUUUUAUCCUGCAUCACAUCAUAAAGACCUGUCAAAAAGGCGACCACGUAAUUCCUUCUCUCACCUACGACAGGUCCCAUGACGAUUUUGGAGAGGUGUGAGGAGGAAACAGAAAUUAACUGAAAACAGGGAGGGUGUUUCUCCUGUGCAUAUAUUUAUUUGUUUAUCUAUUUAUUUUUUAACAUUUAUUUACUUCCCGGUUGUGCGCCCUUACUGAGCAGCAGCCAACUCAGAGCUUUUUUGAUUAGCCUACUGGGCAGGUUUUGUAACGUGUAAUCAUGGGUAACGAAACAGUUAUGAUGUGCAGUUUUUUAGGUUCUUGGUGUGUUUGCAAAACUGGAACCGGGCCUCCUAAUGUCCUCCUAUUUUCCAAAUUUCUUAAAAAUAAUUGUUGCUGCUUCAAGGCAUACAGAAUUAAACAUUUAGUGUGCCUGAUCACCUUAACAUUUAUAUCAUGGAAGUUAAGAAGGACAGGAAGCGACGAUCAGUCGGACUCCAACCUUUAGUCUGCAACGUCUCAAUCAAGUAACUACUUGAUUGAGACGUUGAUUGCCGUAAUUAAUAAGAUUAAUGUGACUGUAAUAAAACACAAAAACAUUGUGUAGUCUGAUCCCGGCAUAAAAGGGACGUGAUGGUUUAAGAUGUAAGGUCUUACUUCUGGUUUUAUUCAAAUUGCUGUGGUUACAUUUGUCUUUUCAAAGCAACUUCUUUUAUGGCGAGAUCAGUUUAACAUUUUUAAGCAGCAUGUUAAAUAGUUCUUAGUUUUUAAGCAAAUAAGGCAAUUUUUUAGGUGUUUAUUUGUGAACAACUCUCUGCAUUUGCAACUGUUCUAUGAACAAUAAACUAGGGAUGCCCAAACUUUUUCACUUGCAGGGCCAAAAAUAAGCACUUCUAUUGUUAAAGCUGCAGUAAGUCAUUUUUAUAAAAAUAACUUUCUCAUAUUUGCUGAAACUUUCAGUAUAUCCUGACAGUAGAACAUGAGACCGAUAAUCUGUGAAACAAUCAGGUUCCUCUGGCUCCCUCCUAGUGGCUCCUAGAAUCCACUGGGCUUGAACAAAAACAACCAUUGUGUGUAACCAUGUAUUCAUAGAUUAUCUCUAUAUCAUCUUCUACUGUCAGGAAAGAGCGAAAGUUUCAGCAAAUAUGACAUAAACUUAUUUUUAUAAAAGUUACCUAUCAAAAAACAAGACAAUAAGAAAUAAAAAACUUAUAUGGAAGAUGUGAAAACAUUUAUAUAAAAUGUUUGAUCUGAUUGUAAUCCAAGCCUGAAUACAAACUGCACUGAAGAUCAGUUUAACUGCAGCAAAAUGCAUAUUUCACCAGUGACCUGUGGUGUUAUUUUGGGUCAAACAAGCGGAGACACUUCCUGUUAUAUAUGACUGACUGACUGCGUUUAGUUUAAUACACAAUGUAGACGGCUCACAACACGCCUAACACUCACUUUGCUGUUGAAUUGAUUCAUCCAACUACAUUGCCCAGAAUUCCACAGACAUCAAAUCAAAUGACAAUCACUCAGCAAUCAAAACACCUUUAAUGCUCAAAAUUAUACUACUGGUUGGAUAGUUGACUAUGACGAUUAAAUAGUAGAAAACCUUUUUUAUGUUUUAUUAUUUUAUUUUUUAAUUUUAUAUGUGUUUUUUUCCUGAAACAUUUAUGUAGUUGAAGGACUUUUAUUUUAUUACAACAUUUAGCAGGUCUCAAAAUACUAUGCAUGGAAAAAUCUAAUCAUUUUGAGACAUAAAUAAAUAUAAACAUUUAAACAUUUUACUUCCAGUGCUUCAGGCCCCUGUAUUUCACAGCUCACAGAAGUGCAUAGAGAAACAUAACUUUACAUUCGGAUCAUCCUCUAGCUAAUCAAACUAAAUUUAGAUUUUCUAUACGUCUAACAUGACUCGUAGUUUCCUGGCUGGUUCGGCAUUAGCGUUCAGUGGAUGUUUCUCAGAAAAUAUCUCCAAACAAAAACAGGUUCAGGCUUAAGAGUUACAUUCCUGCAAAGCAACUGCAAAAAACUCACAGUGAAAAAGGAGUUUCAGCCUCAGGAGAGCAUCAUUUUUCUGGCUUAAUCACCAAGUCAAGUGAUAAAUAGCAAAAUUUGAAAGCUACAGUGAGAAAUUUAUUUCUGCAUACUUACACAGAUAGUCAAAUCUGAGGACCUCUGGCCUCCUUAGAGACUUUUUUCUAACUAACUGAUGGAUGUGAAAGGAGAUUUAAAGCUGUGCAUUAAGAGGUUUUGGCUAUACAUUUCGGCUACGGUGGGUAAGGAGACACCAAGGAACAUCAUAAACUAAAAAUCCAACCUACACCUGUAGCUAUUAUUAUACACAUGUUUUAGAAGGAUAAACCUCUUGAGAUGAACCAUCUUGUUUUCCUUAACACAAAUAUACAGAAAAUACAGUAUAUAAAGCAAGAUAACACAAAUACACACAUAAACAAACAAAAGCUCACACACACACAGAUUCAAUUAGAAAUACCAAAAUCCAUACAGUAAAGAUACGUACAGUAAAUGUACACAUACCCAUACAAAGCUAUAUACAUGCACCUACACAUUAGAGAUAAAUUAUUUCUAUAAAUUGAGUGCAAUUAGAGGCAAGAACAUUUAAUUUUAAGAUAGUUGUUACCCAGCCAGUCUCUGGUCCAGUGUUGGCUACGAAGUGAGCCCAUGAAGACCACGUCAGAAGAUUCAAAAUUAGACUUAAAAUUAAGUUUAGUUUUCAUGCACUGAAAGUAAAAUGUUAUGAGAUGGCGAUUUACACCUUAAUUAUUAUUUAAGGAUGCACCUACGUAGGGCAGUCUGCUGUGUCAAGCAUCAGUCGUGGAUUCACCGAACGAAGAUAAAAUAUGACUGAACUGUUUCUUUAACAUGCCAUGUACAUUAAAAUACAUUGUUUUUUAUAAUAAAGACACACAGCAAUGUAUAAUGUAUCCUCUUGAAUUAAUCAUGUAAUGCCUUGUAUUAGCAUAACUCUGAAGAUACUAGAAAUAUGUGUUUAUCAGUGCCUAAGAGGACUUUGUAGUGGCUGCAGUUCAUUUCUAGCUCACAUGUGAUAACUGUAUAAAACAAAGAAAUGUUCCAAUCUCUAAGUAACAGUUCUGGCUUCACUAAAUGACUAAGACCUUUUUAAAUAUUAAGUAAACUGAUAAAAAUCAUUAAUGUUUUUCAUUUACCUUCAGGUUGUAUCAUGGUGGCUUCCAUGCAGUUGUCUGAAAGUAAGAAAUCCUUUGAACUUCAUUCAAAAAUAAGUUGGCGGGUCAGAACCAAACUGCAUUAGCAAAAUGUACUUUUAUGUAAUUAAACUCAAGAAUGUCAAUAAAAUGUUGUAACACA
Molecule: messenger RNA, 5099 nt
Organism: Dicentrarchus labrax (European seabass)
Lineage: Eukaryota; Metazoa; Chordata; Actinopteri; Moronidae
Gene: retreg1
Product: reticulophagy regulator 1
Exons: 9
Coding region: 79-1455 (458 amino acids)
Biological process (GO): reticulophagy; negative regulation of neuron apoptotic process
Cellular component (GO): endoplasmic reticulum membrane
Source: RefSeq, a predicted model, not a curated record